Molecule: messenger RNA, 2295 nt
Organism: Mobula hypostoma (lesser devil ray)
Lineage: Eukaryota; Metazoa; Chordata; Chondrichthyes; Myliobatiformes; Myliobatidae
Gene: tmem275a
Product: transmembrane protein 275a
Exons: 3
Coding region: 754-1308 (184 amino acids)
Source: RefSeq, a predicted model, not a curated record
UCUUAUCAGUGUGGCUGCGCGUGGAGCGGAAGUCCCGUUGUCUCAAAGGAGGAGUUGGGGCUUUGCGUGGUGUGAUCGCCGUGUGAUGAGAAGGUUCCUUGAAAAAAGGUGAGCGGAUACCUUAUCCCUAGAGCAGUUCCUUUUAUAUGCCGUGCCAAUUGCCUGUAUGCAGGCAAACCCGAGUGUUCCUUCGUUUGCUGUGUUCCGGGAAGCCCACAUUCCACUGAAUAUCCUUUUUUUUAUAUUGCAAAUGUUACGUUAAAUCGAUACUUUGUUUGCGUCGGGGAUCGAUUCAGAAACCAUAUUCACGAACCAGACUGCAGCAGCUAACCGACCUGGCCAGUUCUGCAGUGCCGUCGCUCUGAACACGCAGCUCCAUAAAGCAGGGAUCCGAGAACCGAAGUGGACGAUUUGUACUGCUGACCCCCGAAUGCGGGAGCAUAGUAAUAGCGCGGUGUCUGCUUGGCGGUGCUCAGGGGAUGCCGACUGACUGGAGACGGUCGCCGGGGCUCGAGUUAUACUCUAGACGCCGCAUUCCCUCACGAUUCGGAAGAAAAGGCUCUUCUGAGAUCGUCCGAAGGCUUGGUGACCCCAAAUUAAAUUAGUCACACGUCGACGAGCACAUAUGAAUCCGCUUUCAAGCCUGUCCGACCGAGCGUUGUCACGUCUGAGGGGACUGGCUAGGGAGAGGAAUGUGUGAAGGUAAUUAAUUACUGUGCUUGACUGAGUUGACAUAAUCACCUGAUCAAAGUUAUGAUGUUUACCGAGAAAAACAGCACUACAGUCCCUCAGAAGUCUGGGCAGAAGAAGACAAGACCACAGGGUCUUCCGUCUCCAGCUCUUUGUUGUGCCUGUGGCCUCUGUAUCAUGUUGGCAGGGAUUAACAUCACUCUCGUGGGGGCCUUUGCCUUUGGCACCUUCUUGCCAGUGAACAAUCCUCCCAUCAUUAUUGGGCCCAUUUUGCUGGUGGUUGCUUUUACCUUUUUUGUAGCCUGUUGCAUCUGUAGUCGGAGACCCCCUGCCCAUGGUCAGAGGAAGUCCAAACCUGGAUCCAAUAUUGGUAUCAUCAAGCCCGGUCACGCUACAUUUGAAAUUGAGACUAGUGAGCACACUGUGCAAGACACAACUGCAGUCCAGCUCAGUCCAACAAACUCACCAGUGUCUUCGAAGAAGUCUACCCCAGUACAUGAAAACUCAAAGACAUGUAAACUCUUUACAAUGGAUGGCAACAACCCUGGAGCUAAGUAUACACCUGGAGCUGAGGCGGUACAGCUGAACUUACCCCAGGACGUGGAUUCAUCCUCAUAGAACUGGUCUGAGCUUUGAUUACAAAGCUUCUUUCAUUGUACAGUGCCAUGGCUAAGCCUCUUGAAACUUUCACCAGCAGAAAUCCAUGUUUAAAUUCAAAAAAACCUAUGUCCAUACCAUGAUGAAAUUCAGUUUUAAAGUCUGUUUUCUGUGAACAGAGACAUUUCAACAUCUCCUGCCAUCUUAUUGAGGAAGGCCAAAUAUAAUUCAAUGAGAAUAAUUUUUAAGUGUAACAGUGAAAUUUGAAAAAUACAAAAGCAGCAUUUGACUGUAACUUCACUAGACCCAAUUUGCACAGAUGUCAUCUGCACAAAUUGCAAGUGACCUAAUCUGAUUAAUUGAAGAGUGGAUGAAUCUAAAACUAUAUUUGCCAAAAACAUACUUUUGUCACAUAUGCACUGUUCUAUCCUUGCCCCUAUUAAUAAUUUGGAGCUAAAUGCAAGAACUGUUUAUUUUAAUUCACAUUUAACUGAUUUAGUAAAAAGAUGUUAGAACAUUGAACUUGUUAGCAAAUUUUGAGAAAACCAAAUCUCCCUUGAAUGCUUUGGUAUUCAUUUGAAAUCCCUUCAAUGGCUUACAUUCUUUAUCAAUGCUCCAUUAUUGCUGAAGUGAUUAACCAGCAGGAUCAAGGAAAGUCGGCACAAGGAAUACAGCAUGAUGUAACAUUAAGCAUGCUUUCUCCCUUUUUAUCAGUUUUUGAUAAUAAAUGUAGUUGGCAUAUUUUAAAUGGCACCUUUCCUGAACACUGUUGUCCAGAUGAAUAUUGUGAGGUAAUAAAACUGGCAAGGGAUAGAAAGAGAAGUAUUAAACAUCUGUAAAUGCCAAUCAUGGUAUAUAUUAUGUAUUUAAGAUUGAAUGUGUGAGGUUUUUUUGAAAGUGCAAGGAAAUUUUAUUUAACUAAGCAUUUUUUCCAAACCGUCAUUGUGUAAGUAUCAGUUGUAAUUCUCAACAGAAAGUUAAUUCUAAAUAAAUGUUUUCUUCUAUCUG